AUGGAAAUGCAACAGAUUCCCAAUUCCCCGCGUCCACAGGCUCCGUACAGUUUGCCCCCAAAUCAUGCUUACACUAACAACAUCAAAGCUAAUGGAGUGCUGAAUGGUCAGCCUGAUACGGCACUCCAGAGGGCACAGCAGGAGGUGGACAUAUUAAAUCACUGUUUCGAGGAGAUCGAGAUGUUCAUGGUGAAACUUCAGCAGGCAGCCGAAGCUCAGAACAUCCUUGAACAGAGAAACAACAAGAAGAAAAAAAUUAAAAAGAAGGAAGAUGACCUGCUUAGUGCUAAAGCUAAAAUUCCUCCUGAAGCUGAGUUCAUCCAGAUUUUCCAGAAAUUCAAAUACAGCUUCUGUCUUCUGGCAAGGUUAAAGUCAGCCAUUGCUAACCCGACAUCAGAAGAACUCCUGCACCACAUCUUCAGACCUCUGGACAUGAUUGUUAGGACUACAGGAGGUCCUGCAUUGGCAGCAUCAGUGAGAAGUCCUGCAGUGACAGUGGGUGCAGUAACACUCCUUAAAGAGAAUCUUUCACCAGAAGAACAGACAUUCUGGAGCUCCCUGGGAAGCUACUGGACACAAUCAGGGUCAGAAUUAGAUGUUUCCGGAUCUGCGUAUACUCCCUUGUUUCUGAAUGGGUGGAAACCAGCUGGGUCAGAGCUCGAGAGCUGGAUCGAUCCCAUCCAAGCAGAACACAACAAAGAUGAAAAGCAGAAAAAGCUAGCGCUCCAGAGUUCUGUUCAGCCUUCUGUUCCUGAGAUUCCUGACCAGAACACACACACUGAAGUUGACGGUGCGCCGCUAAAGGAGAGGCUUUACCGCUGCAGCUAUGACUUUGUGGCUCGAAACAGCAGUGAGCUCUCAGUCCUACAGGGAGAGACACUGGAGGUGAUUGAAUCUUCUAAACGAUGGUGGAAGUGUCGCAACAGGUUUAAUGAAGUUGGUUUUGUCCCCUUCAACAUUCUGGAGCCUAUUUCUCACAUUGAGAGUCCUGGCCCCAACAACCCCCCCAAGGCUCCAGCACCUCCAUCAAUGCAGAAGACAAGCACUCUGCCUCUGCCCAGUUCCCUUGGCCGGACCUCUGACCUUAACACCUCACGUCCUCGCAGCAUCGCCCUGCCACCCCAACACCUGUCUGAGGACACAGAAAAAGUGAUGCAGGUUAACGAUGAGCUCCUGCAGAGACUGACCAGUGGGAAAGCAGCUUUGUCUCGUCCUUUGCUUAUCCCUCGCUCUGCAGAUACAUCACUUCCUUUGGACUUUUACUCGCCUCCUGCUGAGGUUGAGGCCUGGCUACGUGGGAAAGGCUUCUGUGAAUCGACUGUACAGUGUCUUCGUGUAUUAACAGGAGCUCAGCUCUUUUCUCUGAAUAAGGAGGAACUUCGUGCAGUCAUUCCAGAAGAAGGAGCGAGAGUGUACAGCCAAGUUGCUGUACAGAAAGCACUGCUGGAGGAUGGCAAAAAGGCAACAGAGCUGGAGACAGUGAUGGAGAAACAGAAGAUGAAAGUGGAUUUUACAGCGGAAAGUGGAACACUUUAAAGUACACAUCAUGCCAAAAUCUACCCUCUAUACCCCACGCUGCAAUUAAACACACAGAUGUAAUGUAUAUAAUAAACGGUGGUGUAAAUGGUAUGGUUUAAAAAAAAAAAAGAUAUGAAAUUACUUUCACACACAUAUACACAUGCACACAUGCACAUAUGGCCACACCCCCUGUCUAAAUAACUCAUUAUAGAGUGCUCGUCACACACCUCCACUAAUCAAGUCCAUUUUAAGG
Clarias gariepinus (North African catfish) is the source of this 1771-nucleotide messenger RNA. It is a transcript of the gene eps8l1b, whose product is annotated as eps8 like 1b. The transcript has 14 exons. Gene Ontology annotation, cellular component: plasma membrane; vesicle; ruffle membrane. The record is from RefSeq and is a predicted model, not a curated record. Gene Ontology annotation, molecular function: actin binding. Lineage: Eukaryota; Metazoa; Chordata; Actinopteri; Siluriformes; Clariidae. Gene Ontology annotation, biological process: regulation of Rho protein signal transduction; Rho protein signal transduction; positive regulation of ruffle assembly. Bases 1 to 1536 code for a protein of 511 amino acids.